GAAGAAUUAUAACAAUUUCAAAUAGUGAAUUGAAUAAAGAAGUUCUAUCUAUUGUGGUUGAAUAUGGAUAUUCAAGGGCGAAGAAAACUUCGAAUCAGGAAAUCAACACGACCAACACUGAACUCAAAUUUAUCGCAAGAUGAUGUUAUCCAGAAAAAUUUAGAACCACUAAAGCAGAACAUACAAAAGAAGAUUAGAGCUCAAGAAGCAUACUAUCAAAAUUGUAACAAUGUAUCAGUAAGUCCAAUGACUCAUGACAUUAAACCACCAGUUCAACAGCGUUUAGGCAGAAAAGUACCAUUCACAGGUACCAAUACGUCGAUGGUUCCACCAAAAAAACGGUUAUAUAAAAACACCUUGAAUAGCUCGAUAUUGAAAAAGAAACACCUCAAACGAAACCAUGCCCAAAUAAGACUAAAUAUGAUUAGAGAAAAACAAAGAUAUGAAAGUAUGAUGGCGAACAAUCUAACAGGAUCUAGAAAAAUUAAGAUUCACGGUAGAAUACCUAAUGCCAUCGUACCAAAUUUCAAGGUACAAAUUAGAAACAAUGGUAACAUUACCAAUAAUGGUAUAAUUGGAUACAAAAGGCAUAAGAUAUCACUUGAUAGUGAAAUACAAAUAGCAAUAAAGCAAUUAGAGACUUUGUAUACAGGUGAAAAAAUUGUUAUACUUAAAGUUAAACCUAAAGCCACGACCAUUUCACUGAACGACAGAUUUACUAAUUUAGAUUAAAGUUGAGAAUCCUCAUUAUUUUUAAGUUUAAUAUAGUUAAGCUCUAUUUUGUAAAAUAUAUUAUAAUUAACAUUUGAAAUUAAUGCUGAAGUUGUCUUUUUAUUUAAAGAAUUGUGAUGUUUGUUUACAAAUUAGUUUUUUAAAUAUCAGUUUUCUUACAUGCGAAUAUAUUUCUUUAAGGUUGAUGUCAUUUUUCAUAUUAAAACCUUUGAAAAAAGAAGUGGCUGACUACAUUUUGGAACUCGGAGAUAUUUAGAGAAAUUCUGUAACAUUUAUAGGUUUUAGACAAUUACACCAUUAGGAUGUAGAAAGUGGAAAUAAAUAAGUUAAUAUGUUGAGCAGAUAUUUGAAAAUUUUUAUUGUUUAUUCAUAACAUGAGAAACAUGUAUCGCAAGUAAUAAUUGAAUGCUCUAAGCAAACAAAUGUUUUAUAUUUAGUACAGUUCUACAACGAUUUUGAUCUUUGUUACGGUCACAAAUUGAGGCAUUUAUUAAAGCUGUAUUCAAAAGUGAGAAAAACACUAUCAAUGGCCACCUAUACCUUUAGUUAAGUUAUAAAAAGUAUUUAUUUCAAGUUAAUAUUGAAGAUAAAGUAAAAUUAUUGCUAGCGCGAGAAAUUCUUUAAAGGCUGCUUGACGUGAUGCAAGGCAACGUGCAAUGCAAAACAAGAUGCAAUAUUUCUUGAUCAAAAGUUUACUUUAUUAUUCCCGGGAGAAAUGAAUUUGUCUUUCGCCAAGGAUUUCUUAGUUCUUUUUAACGUUUCUUCAUCCAUUCUCAACUAAUUUUUGUAUGUUUUCUCGUCUAAUUCUAUAGCUAAACUCAUGUUUCCCCUUGUUCUAUCUAGCCAGGACCUGGCCCACCAUCGCCUAGGUGCUCUUUUCUGUCCAUCACACUCCAUAAGCAAGCUAGCAGAAGAUAUAAUUAUUGCCAGUGAUGCACUGACCACUUUUUUAUGUUUACUUUACCUAGUUUGGUUAUUUUCAUUUUUAAACUGCACACAAAUAUUAAAUAAAAUGUAAUAUUUAUUUAUGCAAUAUAUUGACCUUGCAAUAAAUUGCACUUUGUCUUGCAUUAUGUCAAGGGGCCUUAAAGAGCAGCAGGGAUCUUUUUACUUUUUUUGUUCGUUAGCUGUGCACAUACAACAUUCUAAUACCUUAAUGUUUUAUUAAAAACACAAUUUUCUGAAUACGUUCGCUGAAAAUAAUAAAAUUUAAAAUGUAUAUAAAUUUUCAACAACAACAAGAUAUACUGGGUGGUCCAAUAAGAAUAUCCCUUGGACAUCUCGGGAACUAACUAAAAUGGAGUUUCAGGACAAUAUUUCCAAUAAAAAAUAUCCGUACAUAAAGCAUGAAAACUAUUUAAAUUUUUUUUAAUAUUGGGAGAGAUAUACCACGUCUUCCAAAAAAUAAGCCUUUGCUAUGUUAAGAAUGAGCUGAAUUAGAGCAAGGUAAAAAAAAUUAACAUAAAAGUUGUAUCAACAAAAUAUUUUUAGAAUUUUUCACCAUCGGAAACGAUGUACUGGCUGUUGAAUUUCAGAAAAACAUUUUAAAACAAAAGUUGCCACGGAUUAACCAGAAAUUUAUUUGGGUUUCUAGUAAUAAUGGUCCUUUCACUAUCGCAGGAUGCCAUAAAGAUCUUCGGAAAAAAAUUUAAAAUGGAAGGCGUAUGGUGAAAAAAGUGAAACUUUACACAAUAAUUUCUCAUAAGCCUAUGUACUAAAUUCUUUAUAAAAUUAUGUAUGUAAUAUACAGGAUGUUCCAAUAAGAAAAUAAAAAUGGUUGUCUAUGAUAGAACUGCCAAUUUACACAAUUUUCUAACUUUUAACAUGUACAGGUUGUUCCAAUAAGAAUGGUCCUUGGCCUUAUCAGGAAUUGACUAGAAUAGAUCUCCUGAAAAAAUUUCAAUUGCGAGUCUGCACGAUUAUAAUUUAGAGCUUUUUGCCCCAGUUUUCGAUUGGUAUAUUUCACAAUAUCUGAUAGCACGGCAUCUGUAAAAAGGAGUUGCCAACACUCAAGUGAUUCUUUGGGAUCUUGAAAAGGACCUUUCACGCCUGGCAAACGAAUUAAUUAUAUUUUCAGAUCUUGUUUUAUCUUUAAAUCAUUAUCGUGUUCAUCAGAUUCAGUUAUAUCCAUGUCUUCAGUUAUUUCUUGUUAGGUGUCAGAUUUCUCUCUUUCGUGGUCUUCUUCUGCUUCUGAGCCCGAUUCUAUGUCUGAACAAUGUUCUUUUACCUCCCAUAACUUCAAUAGACACUUAUUUGACACUAAAAUACUACUAAAUGUACAGUGGGGUAUGCUGUGAACGCGGUAAUAAACUUGAAUAUAUCUCCUACAACAGUCCGUUGUUUACUGAAAUGUUGCUGCACGUUAACAAGUAUAAAACGAAGGUACUCGAGGACUCACGAAGCUUGUGUAUGUUAGCCGAUUGUUAUAGCAUUUUAAAGUUAGCUGGGGUAUAUGAUACCCCACCUUACCGAUGCAGGGUUAAUUUAUAUGAAAAAGGACACCACUUUUUUUUAUCCUAAUUGAAGAGAGUUUAUUUAGUUUCUUAAAAAUUUGUUGUAAUUGAAUUCAAAUGGAAUUUGAUAGUAAACUAGCUUCACUCCUAAUAUAUUCGUUUUUAUAAAGUCCUAAGUGAACUUGGAAUACAGUUGUAGUAAGAAAUGAAUAUAUUUAUACAGGACUAGCAAUACCCGUCGCGGCUUCGCCCGCGGUUUAUUGAUGAACCUCCCGUAAUAUAGGGAUAAUUCAAUGAGAAAUGACUUAUGUAUUCUAUGCAUUAAUUCAAUUUGGAAGUGUUAUAAAGAAAAGAUCAAAUCGAUUCCUGCCACGUUCAAAGAUUGACCUUGUGAUUUAUUGAUUGCCAUUGCAAAACAGACUCUAAUAGGGAAAUGCAUCUUUUUAAAUUGAAAAGGGUAGUCUGAAGGUAUAAGGGGUAUGCGUGGUAUAAAGACUGAUUCCCCUCUGGCACAUCCGGUUAUAAUUAUAGCCUCGAUUACGUUUUUCUGAAGAGCGUUCACACGUAGUCUCGUACCGUUGCACCAUCAAAUGAAUUUAACCCUUUUUAAACGGAAAAAUUAGUUUUUAGAUAUUCCUACGGAACCCAUUUCUAAAAAAGAAUUGCUUUGAUAUCUCAUUUCGUCAUGAAGAAUUGCUAAAUAAAUGGUUCCGUAAUAAAAAUUUUUGUUCGACUCUUUGAACCCUUCCCAAGUCGAAUUUUGAAAAACGCAGUAAUUGGUUUUUAGGUAUUUGUACGGAGAAUGUUUUAGUGCAAAAACGAAGUCGAUAUCUCAAUUAGCGGCCUCUACACACCGAUAGAAACAUACCCUCAAAUUUUCAUGUCUCUAUCUUAAAUAGCCUUGGCUGGGCGUUGAUUAGUGAAUGAAUCAAUCAGUCAGUCAGGACAUCCUCUUUUAUAGAUAUAGAGAUAAUUCUAAUCACACGUAAGGGAAGACAGGGAGAAACGAGACGGCUUUAAAUCUUUAAACUCGUUUUGUACAUAUCAAAAUUCAAAUCUACUUCAAAUAGACCGAAUAUUCCAUAAUUGAUUAGAAAAAAUCCAUCAUGGAAAUAACAUUAGACAAGAAGUUCAAGAGAAUAUUAACCCAGAAAAUGGACUUAAACAACGGUUUCUUUAAUAAUGUUGUUUCCUGUGUGUGUAAGUUUUAAAAUACUAUUGAAUUAAAAGUAUCUUAUCAAAUUCUUUUCAUACAUGUAUGUCCUGGGCUUGGCCCAGAAUGUCUAAAAUUCUUCUCUUAUUUUCUAAUACACUGUUGGAUUUCCAUCCUCUGUUUUUUUCCAGAAUGUCCUCUAAAACAAUGUCCUGUGUAUGCUUCAACAUUAAGUAUACCCAGGUACCUACUAAGUAAUCUUUACUGGUAAUUUUCCAAUGGUAUUUAUGCUCAAGGGUUGUAUGCCAUAUUUUCUAUUUUAUACUGUUAUCAGUUCACUGCAAAAAUACCGUGGACAGACUUUAAAGCAUAAACAUAUUUGUUCAAAUGCUAUUUAGAGUGACGCACCCAGGGCUCCGCACCACUGCACAUUAUGUAUUUCGACCUACAAGUUGUUUUGAAAGGUAAUAAUUCCAUUAUUCGUCUCCAAGCACAUAUAUGUAAUAAUAUAUGUGCAUAUAUGUAAUAAUAUAAUAUGGACAGUUGAUAUGGGAAAAAACGUCCCUACGUUACGGUGCCGACAAUAUUCAUUUUCUCUCUCGUUCGAGACACUUUAUCUAUACAGCGCGUGCUUGAGAAUGCGCAAAGCCGAGCUGGAACCUCGGAGGAUAGAGAAAUCGUUGCCAUUCUGUCUUUCUUAUGGAAACUGUUCAUAUAGAAGAAUUACAUAUAUAGCCAAGCACCACUAUUCUUGAAACUUUUCAGUUUCGGAUGCCUCAAACAUAUUUCUGUUUGCAAAAUUUCGCGAAACGCAAUUACUUUCUGGAUACUCCACUCCAUAGCCAUAGUACGUAUUUCAAAAAUAAACACGUGCGAUCUCGUGGCCCACAUGACGCAUACUGAAAAUACGUAGUGUGGCCGCUUCAUGGCAUUAAUUCUCGCAUUAAUCUCUUUUACUUGAGUUAUCGUCUAACGGCAAUGUUAAUGCUGUUGUUAAAUUAUCGCUUUAAGUCGUGGCUACACCUACGAUGAACGUCCAUUAUCGCGAUAAUUAAUGACAUUUCUCGUUAGUAUGGCCCCAAAGUUAAUAGGUAACAUUGAAAGUGAGUUUUCCCAGAAUAUGAAUUUUAAUGAUGUAAUUGAAAAUUUUGCCACAAUUAAAUCGAGAAAGAAGUUUAUUAAAUAAAAAUUUCAUUUAGUUUAUGAAAUAAGAUUUGAGUUUAUUUUUACUUAUAAUUUAUAUUUAAUUUUAAAGUAAUAUAUAACGUUUAAAA
This is a messenger RNA of Diorhabda carinulata, 5612 nucleotides long. RefSeq lists its product as uncharacterized. The transcript has 3 exons. Lineage: Eukaryota; Metazoa; Arthropoda; Insecta; Coleoptera; Chrysomelidae. Bases 64 to 732 code for a protein of 222 amino acids. The record is from RefSeq and is a predicted model, not a curated record.